AUGGCCUCAGUUCCUCCUGGCGACAUCAACACUCAGCCCAACUCGAAGAUCGUCUUCAACGCGCCGUACGACGACAAGCACACCUACCACAUCAAGAUCAUCAACGCUUCCGGCCGUCGUAUUGGAUGGGCCAUCAAGACCACCAACAUGAAGAGACUUCGGUGUGGAUCCUGCCUGUGGUGUGCUCGACCGACGCUCGAAUGGUGUAACACUCCUGAAGGAGCUGCCAAGCAAUUCCGUCGUGAAUGGUUCCAAGGAGAUGGUAUGGUCCGCAGAAAGAACCUU
Messenger RNA from Ostertagia ostertagi, 285 nucleotides. The record is from the annotation of a GenBank genome assembly. Lineage: Eukaryota; Metazoa; Nematoda; Chromadorea; Rhabditida; Trichostrongylidae.